Colletotrichum paranaense is the source of this 1287-nucleotide messenger RNA. RefSeq lists its product as uncharacterized. The coding region runs from base 1 to 1287 and encodes 428 amino acids. Lineage: Eukaryota; Fungi; Ascomycota; Sordariomycetes; Glomerellales; Glomerellaceae. The record is from RefSeq and is a predicted model, not a curated record. Gene Ontology annotation, biological process: meiotic DNA recombinase assembly; reciprocal meiotic recombination. Gene Ontology annotation, cellular component: replication fork; Rad51C-XRCC3 complex; Rad51B-Rad51C-Rad51D-XRCC2 complex. Gene Ontology annotation, molecular function: four-way junction DNA binding; crossover junction DNA endonuclease activity. The transcript is spliced from 5 exons.
AUGAACCCUGGCGGCCACGUUCCACCCGUUUGGCCCGGAAACACUGCCGUCAGUGCUGGCGAUUCUUGUCGUCCGAAACUUGGCCAAGGCCCCGGAAAAGUCCUGAACGUUCCGGAUGGUCGGUACCAGAAGGCUGCAAAAGCUGAGGCGGCUCGAAUUAGACGUCUUGUCUUACUGAGUAGCAUCGACGGACUCAGGCGGCAACUAAGGAUUCCCAAUGGAAGAUAUCUUGUGCCAAUCGUUCCCAUGACUGAUCGAUUGCCUACAGUGUCCGCCGCUGACGCACUGGAAGAAUUAGAUGGCGGUGUCGCUAGAUAUGUCUCUACAGGUAUUGGACGACUAGAUGGGGCUCUCAUAUCUUCUUCAUCUCUUCAGGCACCAGAUCCGACAAGCGGGGGAGGCCUCCAGAGAGGACAGGUUACGGAGAUUUGGGGACCACCAGGCUCAGGCAAGACUGCCCUAGGCUGCCCCAGCCUGCCUCACCUGAUAGCACUUCUCUGCCGUCCUACGGCGGCGACAGUGCCAGCGAAUUCGGCUGUGGUUGUGAUAGACUCCUUAUCAGCUUUGGUGAAUCACGUUUUUCCUAAAGCGCCCGACGGUAGAAAAGAUCAGUCGCGCGGUAAAGGUCCAGGUCUAUCAGCGAAGCGGCUGCAAGCUUUGCAGUAUAUUACCAGUGCCCUACAGAAACUAGCAGCAACACGCGACUGCGCAGUGGUGGUCCUGUCACAAUGUGCAACCAAGAUGCAGUUGGAACGGAGCGCGACAUUGAUUCCAUCCAUUAAUGCUGGGGUAUGGGAACAGGGCAUGUCGACGCGCGUAGUGCUGUUCAGAGACUGGGUAUGGAAGGAAGAGCGACCGUGGUCUGUAUGCUUCGCCGGUGUGCAGAAGCUAGACGGCAAGGCUGGGCCGGACAUGAUGCAGAGCGCAGCGGCGUUUAGAGUUGAGGCGUACGACACUAGCCAACCAUCGGUGUUCCUUCCAACGGCUCCACGAGCGAAACGCAAGCUGGCAGAGGCUGGCCUCGAGGUGCCCGACAGCGAGGAAGAUGACGAAGAAUACGGAUGGGCACGAGAAGACGAGUCGGCGCUUCCCGGCCCGCCGCCGCAGUGGCAAGGCAGCGAAGACAUCCUUCUGGGGACCCAGGCGGCCGAAAGCGAGGAUGACCGGGGUAGCAACGGAGACGGCCACGGCGAUGGCGGCGACGGUGAUGACGAAGACGACGAGGCAGAAUAUGUGGGUGAGGCAGCGACUAGCGGCCGAGAUGACCAGGUUUUGGCCGAGCAGUAA